Molecule: messenger RNA, 1173 nt
Organism: Harpegnathos saltator (Jerdon's jumping ant)
Lineage: Eukaryota; Metazoa; Arthropoda; Insecta; Hymenoptera; Formicidae
Product: trigger factor-like
Exons: 3
Coding region: 556-948 (130 amino acids)
Source: RefSeq, a predicted model, not a curated record
GUAUGGGACUUUUAUGUUUGUCUUAAUCCAAUCUACCUUCACACUUCGGGUUGGCAAUUUAUAAUCACCCACCCUAUAUAAGCAUCUGAAUGUAAUUUUGGCGCUGCAAUUUUGAUAUGCGUCUCAUCUAUUGUUCCUAUCACUUUUGGAAAUUUGUAUCUAUUUUUAAUACAUGUCCAAAUUUCUUCAGCUCUUUCUCUUUGUGACCAUGUAAUAAAUCUGUCAAGAUGUGAAUACAACGCAUUUUGGACUAUUGGCAUUUUGGAAUACAACUUUUUGGACACAACUCCGAGCAGUUCCUUUACCAAUACCGAAUCGAUCAGCAACACAUCUACAUAGUUAACGAAGCAUUAAAUAUGACACAUAUAUUAACAUUAUAUUUUUAUUAUAUAUAAAUUUUAUUUAUCUAUAUGAAUUAGGAGUUGCCAUCAUCCAUAUCGCUACUAAUAAUGUUUUUUCAGAUGAUAUUGUACAUCUGCCACAUCCCUCUAAUUGUUUCGAUAAUUUUUCGCUUAAUAGCUCUAGCAAAAACCUAAAUGUUAAUCGACUGAGGCUAUGCAAAAAAUUGUACUUUGGGUAUACGUUCAAAAUGAUAAUAGUUAUCUAAUAUUUCCAUUGUAUCAGAAUCACUGGAUUCCUCGCUGGAAUCAUCGUGUACUAUUUCCAAAAGGGUUUUUAAUAACAGGCGUUUUGCCGGACACGACGAAGAUGACGGAUACGGCGAAGACGAUGACGAACACGACGAAGACGACGAACAUGGCGAAGACGAUGACGAACAUGAUGACGCUGACAACGAAGACGACGAAGAUGACGACGAAUACGACUACGAAGACGAUGAGGACGACGAAGAUGACGAGGACGGCGACGAAGACGAUGACGAAGACAACGAAGACGAUGAAGACAACGAAGGCCGUUUCAAAAUUCACUGCUAGUACUGAAAAUAUAUAGUUUGUGUCACACAAGCUAUAACUUUUCAGCGCUGGCAGUAAAUUUUGGAAUACGACCUAAGACGAUAAAACGCGAGUAGCAGCGAGAUAAAAUACAAGUAGUAGUGCAUUGUCCUUCCCCUCGCCGCGCACUGGUAAUAGUCGCUGUAUCAAAUGGACUGCGCUUUGGGCCGCUUACAAUUGCCGCGUUCAGUAGAACAAAGUGAUCAGAGAGCGCUUGGUGAUU